AUGAGAACCUUGAAGUGGGAUCCGUUGUUUAAUCUGAAAAAAGAGACGACCACUGCGAUAGCUUGGAUUUCUUUUCCUUCUCUUCCACCAAAUUUUUUUGGCAAAGAGGCAAUAUUUUCAUUAGCAGCGGCUGUAGGCAAACCAUUACAAGUGGAUAUGGCAACAAGGAAUCAAACGAGACCAAGUUGUGCAAGUGUUAAAGUGGAGGUAGACUUGUUAAGAGAGUUCCCAAAAAGAAUUAAAAUUGGUAUGAGGAUGAAGACUGAUGAGGUGGUGGAAAAGUGGAUGAAAAUCAAAUACGAUUAUGUUCCCAAAUACUGUCAGACUUGUAUGAUCCAAGGGCAUGAUGAAGAACAAUGCUAUGUUGUUCACCCUGAUUUGCAUCCAAAUAGGGAGAAAUCAGAAUACGAUGAAGGCAAGAAGGUGGAAGGCAAGCACAUCAGAAAUACAAACAAAGAUAAUGACACAAAGGAAAAGGAAAGUGAACAACAUCAUGGGAGAAAAAAAGAUGAAUUCGUGGAACAAAAACAUAGAAAAUGGGGGGGAGCUGGAAGAAAUAAAGAACCUGUGAAAGUGUGGAACAAAGUGGGAAUUGCAAUCGGGAAUAAGUUUAACUUGCUGGAUUCAAGGAACCUGGUUCGAGGGGAAGAUCAGAUAAUGGAAAGGGUGAAUGAAAAAGAGGCAGAACAGAAGAGUGUACAGGCCAAAGUAAAUUCCCCUGGGAGGCAAAAUAGUAAUAACAAAGAACUGGAGGAAAAUACUUCUAACAAAGCCUUGAUGGAGCCUUUUCAAAAUCCAUCAGUGCUAGAACAAUAUAAAAUGAAACUAGGUUUUGACAAGGCGGCAUCAAAUUGUAAUGGCAAAAUCUGGUACUUUUGGAAAGAUGAGUGGAUGGGUAGUAUAUUGUUGGACACUAUUCAACAAGUUACUAUCCAAUUCAAACACAACAAUAAGGAGUUUAUUAUAUCGGUUGUGUAUGCAAUGUGCAAUGCUUCAGAGAGACUUGAGUUGUGGGAGGAGUUAGAGAGUAUAGUGGAGAGAGUGCAAUGUCCUUGGAUUAUUGAGGGAGAUUUUAAUGUCAUUUUAAAUGAGGAGGAAAAGCUGGGAGGUUUAGAAUUUUCUCCCAAUGAAGCAAUUGAUUUUGCAGCUUUUAUUAGUAGUGGUGCACUUUCUGAAUUCAAGAAUAUAGUAGAGGAGAACUGGAAGGUUGAUUUUGCUGGAAAUCCAUUUAUCGAAUUCCAUGCAAAAUUGAAAAAGGUAAAGAAAGAGCUGUCAAUUUGGAGUAAAGAGGUGUUUGGUGAUAUUUUUCAACAAAUUGCCACGAUUGAGGACAUCAUUAAGGUGAAAGAGGCGCAGUUGGAGAUACAACAUUCAGCAACUAAUAGAGCCGAACUAAGCAAGGAGGAAGCAAAAUUAAAAAAAUUCUUGAAAUUGGAGGAGGAUUUUUGGAGACAGAAAGCGGGAAUGAAGUGGUGCAUGGAUGGAGAUAGGAAUACAAAUUUUUUCCACUCGUUUGUCAAGGGUAGAAGAAAGAAAUUACACAUUGCUGAGAUGAUCACAGAGCAAGGGGUGACACUGAGUACUAAUGAUGAAAUUAGGGAGGCAGCAGUUCAAUUUUACAAGGAUCAAUUUUCUGAAUUUUCUGAAGAGAGAAGGGUAGAGGAGUAUUCAAUGCUGGAACAUAUUCCUAAGUGCAUAACCAAUGCAGAAAAUGAAGUAAUGACAAUGCUUCCUGAUUAA
This is a messenger RNA of Solanum stenotomum, 1740 nucleotides long. RefSeq lists its product as uncharacterized. The coding region runs from base 1 to 1740 and encodes 579 amino acids. The record is from RefSeq and is a predicted model, not a curated record. The transcript has 3 exons. NCBI's taxonomy places the organism in Eukaryota, Viridiplantae, Streptophyta, Magnoliopsida, Solanales, Solanaceae.